AUGGCCUGUUUUGUAUUUCAAGAUGAGAAGUUUGUGUUAUUGCCAAAUAAGCCAGUCUACACCGUCGGUCGCUUGUCAACCGAUCUGAUCCUGAUCGAGGACCUUAGCAUCAGUCGCACUCAUGUGCGGCUGCACCUGCCGAGUGAGAAGGAUGGGGAGCUUCAAAUAGAAGAUGUGGGCUCGAAAUACGGUACCUUCCUCAACAAUGACAUUCCCAGAAACAAGAAGAUGGCCACAAACACAUUGACGCCCCUGCCAGUCGGUUUUAGAGUCCGCUUUGGCGCCACCACCAACAUUUGGCAGGUAAGGCAGAUGGAACUGGUGACCACUGCUUCUGCGUUGACGCACGCCCAAGUGUUUGAGCUGACGGAGCUCAUUGGGUCCAUGGGCGGAUCUGUGGUUCCAAACUGGACAGACGAAUGCUCGUAUCUGACCAUGAACGAAGCCACAGUCACCGUGAAGCUACUGCAUGCCUUGUUGGAGAACAAACCCAUUGUGACUUUUGCCUUUUGGCGCAAACUGCUGGCGGCAGCGAAAAGCAUUCACGUGCGUGAAGGAUGGCCGCAGCCUAAAGACUACCAGCCCACAAACUUAGAUUUAACUUGGCGUCCCGAGCGCACCACCUUGUUCGCCGACAAAACGUUCAUCUUUAUGAACCGCAGGCACUUUGAGAUCUACGGUGCAGUUGUCAGAAAGGCAGGCGCCACAUGUAAGGAUCUCAAUUCGGGAGUGCGCAAAACGUUUCUCACAAAGAAGGAUGUAGUUGUGAUUCAAUAUGUGCCAUCAACACAGUCCCAGUCAACAGAAACCAUCAACAGCAUCCAGGAUAUCUUGGAACAGUCCGGUUUGCGGAUUAUCCAGGAGUAUGAAAUCGGUAUGGCCCUGCUGCACUGCUCGACCAAAGAGUUUUGCAAUCCAUCGCACAAGCUCAUUGGCGAUUCGAUGACCACUACGGAGUCUAUGACUUCGUCAUUUCAUUGCUCCGUUCUUGUGGCGAAUACAGAGCGUAGCGAGUCCACAGCUGGUCCAGUCUCCGAACUGGUAGUGCCAGAGUCGGACGUCUAUAAAAUGGAGCCGGAAAGUGAUAAGCCCGAAACAGAACCGACAGUACCUAAGAGCAGUCAACAAAAGCGUUGUCGUGAAAUAAUUGUAGACUCCUCGGACGAGGAGCAAGAAAAAACAAAAAAGAAAAGAUCGAUGGAAUUGCCAUCAGAGAAACCAAAGCCAAGGAACAGGAAUGCCAUAUUGGUUGAUUCUUCUGAUGAAGAACAAACAGAAAAACCUACGGUUCGGGCUAGGCCAAAGAGUCGUGUCGUAUUGGUGAACUCCUCGGAUGAGGAAAACAAUAUUUCCUCGAAGCCUACAGCUGCCACAAGGCAGUCGACACGCGGUAAAGAGAACUCUGAAAAUGUGGACAACAAAAAGGAGCCAGAGAAAAAAUCAGAAUCUCCCAGACGUUCAAGUCGGAACCAAGCGAAGGCAACUUUGUCUGUGGCCGUUGAGUCUGAUGAGGAUGAUUUUCCGCUCUUUCAAUUCAAGAACAAUUUGCAAAAGGAACAACCUCAGAAGCCUGCCGGGACUAGUGUUCUACCCAAUUCAGCUGAAAAGACCGCCAAUCCGCCGGCAAGAAUUAGAGUCAUAAACUUUCUAGAAAAAUCGCAGCCUCAAAAGACAGCCCCUCAGCCUUCACAGUCGCGGUCGCAGUCCCAGACGCAGCCCCGCAAGCGUUUGCGCCUGGACCUCAUUAACGAAAGCGACAGCGAUGACGGCGACCAAUUGUUCAAAUUUUCAGACAGUAAGAAGAAAAUGAAGAAGGCGGAGGAACAUGCAAAUGAAGACUCCAACCAUGGGCUAUUCAACUUCCAUUCCCAAAAUCAAAGCGAGGAAGAUUAUCAGAAUCAGGACGAUGUGCUAACAGAGCCCUUCCGGCCCGAAGUGAUAGAUAAACCAAAAUCCAAGUACGUUGUGGUUCAACCAAAAGGGUUGCCCCGUAAGGUGGAUAUCAGUGGCUGGCUAUCAUGUAGCAGGCUACAUGACGAAGUUAAGCCGGAACCGAAUGUAAGCGGUAACAUGGAGGCAGCUCCAGUCGGAGAUGAAGUCAAUCUGGAGCAGUCCAUCAAGCAAGACCCCGAUGCUGAUGAGGCUCACACAAAGUGGCUGGCUUCCAUUCAGGACAGCAUCCAAGUGCGCCUGUGUGCCAUGAACAUCACCGCUCGCCCUCAUGAUGAUGUGGACGCCGCACCAGACGAUUCUGUAAGCAAGUACAACGGCCGAAAGAACUUUAAAAAGUUUGUCAAGAAAACCAAUCCUCAUCCACAUCAACAAGUUUUGAGUCUGAAACGCCUUCAGUUGGCCGACGGCAUUGCCUCGUGUCUAUAAGAAAACAUUUUUUGCUUUUUCUAUUAUAUUUUACUAAUAAUAAACUUGCGAAAUAUGCUCAA
Messenger RNA from Drosophila persimilis, 2441 nucleotides. RefSeq names its product nibrin. The coding region runs from base 1 to 2379 and encodes 792 amino acids. Gene Ontology annotation, molecular function: damaged DNA binding; protein binding. Gene Ontology annotation, cellular component: Mre11 complex. Gene Ontology annotation, biological process: mitotic G2 DNA damage checkpoint signaling; double-strand break repair via homologous recombination. The transcript has 4 exons. NCBI's taxonomy places the organism in Eukaryota, Metazoa, Arthropoda, Insecta, Diptera, Drosophilidae. The record is from RefSeq and is a predicted model, not a curated record.